Messenger RNA from Cornus florida, 2906 nucleotides. RefSeq names its product pentatricopeptide repeat-containing protein At2g34400. NCBI's taxonomy places the organism in Eukaryota, Viridiplantae, Streptophyta, Magnoliopsida, Cornales, Cornaceae. Bases 76 to 1986 code for a protein of 636 amino acids. The record is from RefSeq and is a predicted model, not a curated record. Gene Ontology annotation, biological process: RNA modification. Gene Ontology annotation, molecular function: protein binding; RNA binding. The transcript has 8 exons.
AUGAAAAUACGUAUUGAAAUUUCAUAGCCGGACCAGGAGGAAACUAUAGUUUUCUCAAUUCCUCUCUCUUUUAUCAUGCCAUCACGAACUCUUACUCUCUCUAGAAGAAUUACGAAAUCCUCGCCAAUGUUCAGACCAAGGACACCUUCACACCUCUACUCCGGCCAUCUCACUCGUGAAAUAACCCAGCCCUAUGGCGAACUUUUGAAACAACCUCUCACUGACAGACUCUUAGAUCUCCUUAAACGAUGUGUUUCCACGAAAACAUUGCAACAAAUCCACACCCAAAUGCUCAUAAACUCCAUUCAUAAACCCAACUUUCUACUCUCAAAGCUCAUUGAUCUCAAAGACUUCAACAAUGCUUCCCUUCUCUUUUCUCAUAUGCCUGAACCCAGUGACUACGCUUUCAAUGUGAUGAUCCGUGGCCUAACAACUACAUGGCAAAAAUUUAAUCUUUCUUUAGAAUUCUAUUACCAAAUGAAGUUUUGGGGCUUAAAGCCGAAUAAUUUUACAUUUCCAUUCUUGUUUAUUGCCUGUGCGAAUCUUUUAGCAUUGGAACACGGGAGACCGGCCCAUUCAAUGGUUUUCAAGAAUGGUUUGAUUAUGGAUGGCUAUGUGGCUCAUUCACUGAUCACGAUGUAUUCAAGAUGUGGUGAAUUGGGUUAUGCCCGGAAAGUGUUUGAUGAAAUUAGGGAGAGAGAUAUAGUGUCGUGGAAUUCGAUGAUAUCAGGGUACUCGAAGAUGGGUUUUGCAGUGGAGGCGGUGGAAUUGUUUGGGAGAAUGAGGGAUGAAGGGUUUGAGCCCCACGAAAUGACUUUAGUGAGUGUUCUUGGGGCAUGUGGGGACUUGGGAGAUUUGAAUUUGGGGAGAUGGGUUGAGGAGUUUGUUGUGGACCGUGAAAUGGAGGUUAACUCUUAUGUUGGGUCAGCAUUGAUUGAUAUGUAUGGAAAAUGUGGGGACUUGUCAUCAGCUAGGGGGGUCUUUGACAGAAUGGAAACCAAAGAUGUGGUCACCUGGAAUGCCAUGAUUACAGGAUAUGCACAAAAUGGAUUGUCAAAUGAGGUAAUCUUCUUAUUUAAUGUCAUGAAAGAGGCAGGGAUUAUCCCCAAUAAGAUCACAUUGAUUGCAAUGCUGUCUGCUUGUGCCUCAAUUGGAGCCCUUGAUCUUGGGAAGUGGGUUGAUGCAUAUGCAUCACAAAGAGGCUUACAUCAUGAUAUCUAUGUUGCUACUGCCUUGAUUGACAUGUAUGCGAAGUGCGGAAGUGUGGACCAUGCAUAUAGAGUUUUUGAGAACAUGCCGCAUAAAAACGAGGUCACUUGGAAUGCCAUGAUCUCUGCCCAUGCUUUUCACGGGCGAGCUUUGGAGGCAUUAUCUCUUUUUAAGCGCAUGUCAAUAGAGGGCAGGGAUAUCCGGCCAAAUGAUGUCACAUUCGUUGCUGUACUUUCUGCAUGUGUGCAUGUUGGUUUGGUUGACGAGGGCUGCCAAUUGUUUGAUUUAAUGAUCUCAUAUUUUGGAUUAGUCCCAAAGGUUGAGCAUUACUCUUGUAUGGUUGAUCUUUUGGCACGUGCAGGAAGGAUAUAUGAAGCAUGGGACUUCAUUGAAAAGAUGCCUGAAAAUCCAGAUGAAGUUGUCUUAGGUGCAUUGCUUGGUGCCUGUCAGAAACUCCGGAAUGUGGAUAUCAGUGAAAGGGUUAUGCAGCUUCUUCUAAAGAUAGAACCUUCAAAUUCUGGAAAUUAUAUAAUUUCAUCAAAUAUAUAUGCAAAAUUAAAAAGGUGGGAUGAUUCGGCUAGGAUGAGAGUAUUGAUGAGAGAGAGGGGUGUCAGCAAAACUCCUGGAUGUAGCUGGAUUGAGAUGGAUGCUAAAGUUCAUGAAUUUCUUGCUGGUGACUUGUCACAUUUUGAUUCAGAAGAUAUUAACAGUGUACUUAAGUUGCUGUACGAGGAGAUGAAAAUUGAGGGUUACAUUCCAAAUAUUAAUCUUCUGUAGAGGCAAGAAUUGAGAAGCUUGCUUUGCUUGUUGAGGCUUAUCAAUUGCCAAACAACAUGCUUUGAAUUUUGCAACUUGUCAGCUAAUCCUAGUGGUGCUGGAGACAUUCUCGAAGAGAGACGUAGUGUAGUCUGUUUGUGGCAUGAGGUGCCAAGUGGUGCAAUUCUAGGGGAUGAACUGUUUGGUGGUAGAUGAGACUGCUAAGUUGGUUUCUCAAUUGUUUCAGGAGAACUUGUAUAUGUGGUAAAAGAUUUUCUUGGCAAUUGAGAUAAAAAGCAAAUUUCCUGGAAGGGUAUAGAGCAUAUUUGAAAAUGCCUCUGCUUGGAUUCUAUGGUGAACAAAGAUCUGUUUCCCAGAGCCUGGAGCAAACCAAGUAGACUGCUAAGAAUCAAGAUGCUGCAAACCAUGUUCCUGCCAUUCAAUUUCUGUUUCAAUUAAUAGACAGCGACACAGAUCACUCUGGUUUCAAUUUAUCUUGCACAGGAAGAGGAAAUUAGGGAGAUCGCCUUAGCGUGGUUGAGUUAUCUGGGCCCCAAAUGAUGCCACGGGGUUACCAUGGGUUAGGGACAGUAGCCAAUCAUUCUCUCGUGCCGCCAUGGAGUUGCUAUGGGACGAGUUAUGUUAACGGUUUGAAAAGUGAUGAAUGUAAUGGAUUUUGAAAACGGACACGGCAAAGAAAUGGCGGAUGACGGUCCACCACAAAUUUAGUUCGGAGAAUUGAAGCUCACUUUUGCUAUCUUUUGUAAUUUGGGAAACUAUUCUUUUGUAAAGUCUCAACCCUUGGAAAAAAAAAAAUGUAUUUGUUUUUGUAAAGCAUAAUCAUGUAAUGUAACUAUGACUUAUUGAUAGUAAUUUGAUGUAAAUCGAGACUACGAUGAUAUUUUAUGUUGAAUGGGAAUGUGGCAUUGUAUUGUAUCAAA